Molecule: messenger RNA, 1822 nt
Organism: Durio zibethinus
Lineage: Eukaryota; Viridiplantae; Streptophyta; Magnoliopsida; Malvales; Malvaceae
Product: alcohol dehydrogenase-like 7
Biological process (GO): formaldehyde catabolic process
Cellular component (GO): cytosol
Molecular function (GO): S-(hydroxymethyl)glutathione dehydrogenase [NAD(P)+] activity; zinc ion binding; alcohol dehydrogenase (NAD+) activity
Source: RefSeq, a predicted model, not a curated record
UUUCGGUCUGUGUUAUAACAGUAAAAGUUGGCAUUAAUGUCUUCAAGUUCUGGUGAGGCCAUCAUUGUCCAGUUUCCACCUAUAAAUAACUGAAGCCGUAAGCACCACCAACCUCCAAAAUAGAGCCGUCGGCUUUCUAUUUAAGUGGCCAUGGAUAACAAGGAACUGUCAAGCAAAACCGCUGGGAAACCAAUUCGAUGCAAAGCUGCUGUUUGUCGCGAGCCAGGGGAGCCUCUAGUGAUAGAGGAAAUCAUGGUGGCCCCUCCGAGUCCCUACGAAGUACGAAUCCGUAUAAUCUGCACAUCUCUCUGUCACAGCGACAUUACCUUUUGGAAAUUGAAGGUGCCUCCUGCUUGUUUCCCCAGAAUCCUAGGCCACGAGGCGGUCGGGGUGGUGGAGAGUGUGGGUGAGAAUGUGGAGGAGGUAGCAGAAGGAGAUGUUGUCAUUCCAACCUUCUUGUCAGAUUGUGGAGAAUGUGCAGAUUGCUGUUCAGAAAAGAGCAACUUAUGUUCAAAAUUCCCAUUCAAGGUCCAUCCUUGGAUGCCUAGAUAUGAGACCAGCAGAUUCACUGGCCUUAAGGGAGAGGUUUUAUAUCAUUUUCUGUUCGUUUCGAGUUUUUCCGAGUACACUGUAGUAGAUAUUACCCAUGUAGUGAAGAUUGAUCCUGCAAUCCCUCCAAACAGGGCAUGCCUCUUCGGCUGCUGUGUAGCUACAGGGGUUGGUGCUGCUUGCAAAACGGCAAAUGUCGGAGCAGGAUCAACUGUUGUUAUUUUUGGGCUGGGAUCUAUUGGAUUAGCGGUUGCAAAGGGAGCUAGACUAUGUGGUGCAAAUAGAAUUAUAGGAGUGGAUGUGAACCCAGAGAAAUUUGAAAUUGGGAAAAAAUUUGGAGUCACCGAGUUUAUCAAUUCAAGGGACUGUGGGAAUAAAUCUCUAAGCCAGGUAAUCCAUGAGAUGACUGGGGGAGGUGCAGAUUACAGCUUUGAAUGUGUUGGUUUGGCAUCCUUGGUACAAGAAGCCUAUGCAAGCUGCCGGCAGGGUUGGGGAAAGACAAUUGUUUUGGGAGUGGACAAGCCAGGUGCACAGUUGAACUUCAGGUCCUUUGAUGUUCUUCAUUCUGGGAAAAUCCUUACUGGGUCCUUGUUUGGAGGAGUCAAAGCUAAAUCUGACCUUCCAGUUCUGUUAAAACGUUAUAUGGACAAGGAAUUGCAGCUAGAUGAGUUUGUCACUCAUGAGGUCGGGUUUGAAGACAUCAACAAAGCAUUUGAAUUACUUAUGGAAGGCACUGUAUCCGAUGUGUUAUAUGGAUGGACAAAUGAGUGAUUUCCUCUCACGUCUCUUGGGCUAUAUAUUUGCUAAUAACAGGACUUUACUUGUGAGUGUGCCCUGAUAUUGUCAUCAUUGUCUGAUUUUGUUAAGAUUGAGAUCCUCAUGUAUCCUUGCUUUAAUGUUCAAUAAAUUACAGUUGUCCCGAUUCAAAAUCUCAGAAAACUUAUGUCAGUGGACAGCUUAGCCUUAUUUUCUGCUAAACAAGAUGCAGACUAUAGAUGGUCCUCAUAACACUGAAUGCAUUAGAUACGCCAGUACCUGUCAAGUAUUCAUUUGGAGAGUAAAACCCAGAGGCAGCCUCCUCUGUAAUGGGUGCUAAACCAUAGAAACAAUAGUGAUCUACUUUCCACUUGAAACUAGUGUUCUGAGAUAGUAGACUUCAAAUGUAGGAUGUUUAUUGUCGUUAGUUCUGAGAUGCAAGCCAUCAUGAUACAGUGGUCCUAAACUUAUGAUGUAAAACUUUUUAAUAAUAUUCGUACCCAAAAAAAAAAAAAAA